CACGUUUUAAUCGCUGAUAUCUCCUCCUCGUCUCGCGCGCACACAAAAUUGGAAGGAAUCUGAAUCUUCUUUUCCCCAACAAUAGAAAAAAAAGCGAAAAAUAUUUCGAAAAAUUAUGAACAAAAUCACACGUAUACAUACAGAUCGAUUAUAUGAAUAUAUAGCUAAAGGGCAAAGCUAUACAGAUCUGGGAAUUGAAAUAUUAUCGACGUAUUCGUUACUUUUUCGCUUUUUGCUGUUUGCGUGAUUGAGGAGACUUGUUUUCGUUUAGGGUUUUUCAUCUCACUCCUCUUAAUCGAGAUCUUUCUGUUGGUUGGAUCAUUACAGACAGAAACACUUUGUAAAAUAUCUUUGUUUUUAGGUUCUUCCUGGAUACAGGUUUAUCUGCUCCCGGCUGAAGUUUUGAAGACAGAUCUUGUUAAACUUAUUGGAAAACUUUUCUAGAAUGCAUGAUGGUGUGAAAAACCAUCACCGUUUAUAUUAACUCUGCUUUCAGAGAGCAUGAGUUGGAACUUGUAGAAUGCAGAAUACCAGAAAUUAGAGGAUGGAUGACUACAGACAAGCUGAUAUUUUUCCUCCUGCAUGGAUAAACAGGAAUCCAUCUGAAUUGGCAGAAUCACGUGUCUUCAUCAUCUCUUGCUGUAUUGCUGGCAUUAUUGGUAUCUUGACCAUUGUGUAUACCGCAUUCCAAUGGAGAAGAAACAUCAGUCUAAGCUUAAUGAAAGCUACUGCUAAAAAAAAGAAGGAUCCAAAAUCAAGAAGCAGGGUUCCAGUAGCUGCUCAUACUUGGUAUCUUGAGUCUGGAUCCCGUGGGAAAAACUUAAACUGCUGUGUAUGCUUAAAAUCAGUGUCAUCUUCACAGACACUUGGCCCAAUGGUGGCUUCAGAUAGCUUUAUUCACCGUUGUAGAAUAUGUGGGGCUGCAGCUCACCUCAGUUGUUCCUCAAAGGCUCACAGAGACUGUAAGUGUGUAUCAAUGAUUGGUUCAACACGUGUGUUACACCUGUGGGCUAUUAGGUGGACUGAGGUGGUGGAUCAACCUGAUGAAAUCUCUUUUUGCAGCCAUUGUGAAGAGCCCUGUAGUGCUUCUUUUCUUGGAGGGUCACCAAUAUGGUGUUGCUUAUGGUGUCAGCGUUUGGUUCAUGUUGAUUGUCAUAGUAGUCUUUAUAGUGACACAGGUGAUGUUUGUGAUUUGGGUCCUUUUAGAAGGCUGAUUGUGUCACCUCUUCAUGUUAAGGAGCUCAGGAGGUCUUCAUCUGGUGGAAUCUUGAGUUCCAUCACUCAUGGAGCUAAUGAGAUUGCAUCUUCUGUACGUGCAAGUAUUAGAAAUCAAAGUAAGAAAACCAAAAAAGAAAACGAAGUCCCUGUGGAUAUUAGUAAUGGUAGUGUAGAGGAAGCUUCUACAGAAAGUACAACAGAUAUUAAUAUAGCAAAUGGUGCCUCAAAAGAGAACUACAAUGGAAACACAAACACAAACACAAACACAAACACAGAGGUUACAAGUCAACAACAAGAUGGUGAUGUGGUCAACAAGUUUGGGCGAAAGUUGAGUUUUAAAAGAAACAUAUCAAACAGUCAGAGAGAUGAGUCACAUAUAGUUGGGAUGAAGCAGAAAUAUGAGUUGACCGAUAUGGGUCCAGAUUCAAGGCCUCUUUUAGUCUUUAUUAACAAGAAGAGUGGUGCUCAGAGAGGUGAUUCACUCAGGUUAAGGAUGAAUAUCCUCUUGAACCCUGUUCAGGUGUUUGAGUUGAGUUCAACAGAGGGGCCAGAAGUUGGUCUUUAUCUAUUCAGAAAAGUCACGAAUUUUAGAAUUCUUAUAUGUGGUGGAGAUGGGACAGUUGGGUGGGUAUUGGAUGCCAUUGAGAAGCAAAACUUCAUAUCUCCACCACCAGUUGCUAUUCUGCCAGCUGGCACUGGAAAUGACCUGGCAAGAGUGUUAGGCUGGGGAGGUGGUUUGGGGUCAGUAGAGAAACAUGGUGGCCUCUGUACAAUGCUUCAAGACAUAGAACAUGCUGCUGUCACCAUUCUUGAUCGUUGGAAGGUUUCUAUAACAAAUCAGAAGGGAAAACAGCUUCGUUCACCAAAAUUUAUGAAUAAUUAUCUUGGUGUAGGAUGUGAUGCGAAGGUUGCUUUAGAAAUUCAUAAUCUGAGAGAGGAGAAUCCAGAGAAGUUUUAUAACCAGUUUAUGAAUAAAGUUUUGUAUGCUAGAGAAGGUGCGAGAACCAUCAUGGAUAGAACAUUCCAAGAUUACCCUUGGCAAGUGAAAGUGGAGGUAGAUGGUGUUGAUAUUGAGGUCCCUGAGGAUGCGGAGGGUGUUCUUGUUGCGAAUAUUGGAAGCUAUAUGGGUGGUGUAGACUUGUGGCAGAAUGAAGAUGACAACUAUGAUAAUUUUGAUCCUCAAUCUAUGCAUGAUAAGAUUCUGGAAGUUGUGAGCAUAUCAGGGACCUGGCAUCUUGGAAAACUUCAGGUAGGGCUGUCUCGAGCUCGAAGGCUGGCACAGGGACAGAGCAUAAAAAUUCAGCUUCUUGCUCCGUUGCCUGUUCAGAUUGAUGGUGAACCAUGGAUGCAGUCACCAUGCACUUUGACCAUUUCACAUCAUGGCCAGGCUUUCAUGCUGAAAAGGUCGGGUGAAGAACCCCUUGGUCAUGCAGCAGCUAUAGUGGCUGAUGUGCUGGCACAUGCGGAGACAACUAAUGUCAUAAAUGCAUCUCAGAAAAGAGCUCUUCUUCAGGAAAUCGCACUCAAGCUCUCCUAGAAUCACUUUUACUUGUUUUGUAGCAACCAAGGAGAGCUCAUACUUCAUAUCAUAUCAUCUCAUCAUAUAUAAUAUAUUUAUAGCUUGGUCUCCCCUUUUAUUCUUUUUUGGUCAUGUGUUUCAUUUCUUUCACGCAUGCUUGUAAUACAACAAAUCUUGAAUAUACAUACAUAUAACUAGAAUGAAAAUAGUUUUUGAUUUGUAAACUCAGGCUGUAUUGUAUUGGACAUGUUUUGUUUUCUGGAUAAAUGAUGGUUUAAAACUCAA
Molecule: messenger RNA, 3022 nt
Organism: Lactuca sativa (garden lettuce)
Lineage: Eukaryota; Viridiplantae; Streptophyta; Magnoliopsida; Asterales; Asteraceae
Gene: DGK1
Product: diacylglycerol kinase1
Biological process (GO): phospholipase C-activating G protein-coupled receptor signaling pathway
Cellular component (GO): membrane
Molecular function (GO): ATP-dependent diacylglycerol kinase activity
Source: RefSeq, a predicted model, not a curated record